This is a messenger RNA of Cinara cedri, 39406 nucleotides long. The record is from the annotation of a GenBank genome assembly. Lineage: Eukaryota; Metazoa; Arthropoda; Insecta; Hemiptera; Aphididae.
AUGACGUUUUCAACGGGGAUACCUCAAAUGAAAAGAACUGAUGGUAAACACGGUAAACGAUGUGGCAUCGAAGAGAUUUGAAACCGUUUUCGAAAACGAUAUAAGGAAUUUACAUGGAGUGCAAGACCGAGGGGACUAAGUAUAGUACAAAACAGCAGAGUAGAUGGUGUGAUGUUAUUUUGGCGUCGAAAAAUCUUAGAGAGCCGUAAAGACCUGCAGCCGAAGAAGAUUAUUUAAGACUUACGCUCCACUGAAACCAACAAAAAACAAACACGCGGGACUGUAUUAUCUAAAAAUGAUCACAUCCGUUACGAAAAGUCGGCAACUUUGUUUCGGUCGUUACGGUAUUGGAACGGCUUAUAUAGAGGAAAAUCGACUUGUCGGCGAUAUAAUAUUUUGAAUGACUUUAUCCAAUACAAUUAUUAUUAUAUUCGUCUUCUUCUAUACACGAACGGCCAUUCUCUACCUCUUUAUCUAUAUAUAUAUAGGUAUAUUCACUCCAUAUAGGUGAUAUUAAUGAUAGAUACCUAUCUAUCAUUAACAAUUAUUUCCAUCCAUAUCGCUGUUUAAGUCUAUAUUUGCUUCUUUCCAUUCCAGUAUUUCCAUAUCGAUCUAAAUGACAUAAUAAUGUACCAACAUUAACCGUACUUAUCUCCACUAUCUCCUGUAAAUUCACUAUUUUAGAUUCUGAACGAAACAAGUGUACAUGUGUAUGUGUGUGUGUGUGUAUGUGUAUGUGUGUCUACGUUUAAUGUAUCUGUAAACAACUUUUCUACCGGAAAUCUUUCACCAGUCAAAAACUUGAAAACUUGAGAAUUUUAUGGAAGCAUUUUUAGCUUAAUUGAUGUUUUGAAGGUUUCCUUUAUUAAAUGUUAAAUGUUGUUUUCUUAACAAAUGGAAAUUAUAGGUACAAUUUUUGUUAAUUUCUGAGUCACCUUAGCAACAAGUAGAAAAAUAUGGUUGUUGACUCACUCGUUUUUCGUCGCGUAGAGAUAAAAAUUUUAGACAUUACUCUGUAUGUUUUCUCUUCCAAUUUUAUUAUUCUAAAAUAGAUAUAAUAAAUAAUAAUAACAUAAUUAUUAUUUAAAAAUAUAAUACACAUAUCUAUAUCAGUAUUAUAGGUAUGCACCAACUACUAUGUAAAACAUAUGUAUUAAGGUAAAAUUUUCGAAACAUUCUGAUGAUUUUUAAAUAAUUCAUAAUCAUUUGAUUUUUGUUGAUUUAAACAUCUAGUGGAAACGCUAUAAGAAUAUUUUUCGGUAUUAAAAAAACAAUAAAACUUCAAAAACUAUAUUUAAUAUAAUUUUUAAACGAACGGAAAAGACGUCACAUUGACACUACGGGGAUUGUAGGUACAUUUACUCAGACAAGAUUACUUUAUUUCGAGUAGUUUGUUUUUUUUUUUUUAAAGUAUUUGGUGUUUAUUUUAUAAUCUCAUAUAUAAUAUGAGAUAAUAUUUUUUAGGUAUUGUGUAAAUAAUAUACUGCCACGUGGCAUUAUUAUUUACUAAACUACUUAAACAUUUGUAUAUUAUUAUGUAUUUGCAGCGAGUGUGUGUAAAAUAUCUUUUUUAAUUAAAAACGACUAACGCGUUUAUUUGUGUAUAAACAUUGCCUCGAAUAAAACAUGAUGAAAAAAAAACCGUUGGUAGGUAGGUGGGUAUACCUAUACUAUAUAUACUUAUGCAAUAAAACAUAAAAACUAUGCGUUUCUACCUAAAAAAAAAAAUAAUAAUAAUAAAAUUCACGAAACAGCAAAAUUAUUUGUCCAAUUUAAAUAUUUAUUAUUAGAGAACUCGCGCGAAGAAAAUGUCAUAAUUUGAGAAAAUAUAUGAGAAGCCGUAAAAAAAAAAAAAAAAAAUUAUUAUAUUAUUACGAACGAAAACGUACGUUCGAUUUUAUCAGACGUGGGGUUUUUUUUUUGCUUUUCAUAUUUUCAUUUGUUUUUUUUUUUUUACUAUUAUUAUUAUUAUUUUUGUUUUUUUUUUUGUUUUGUUUUGUUUUGUUACGAGUUCAUUAUUAUUGCACUCGCACGACCUAAUUUAGCGCGAAAAAUGCACGGACGUACACAUAUUGCCGACACUAAACGCCGUGUGUUCCCUCACCCCUCAUCAUAUAGUAAUACCUAAGAUAUUACUACUAACCUACUAUAAUACGAAACGUAAAAGUAUAAUAUUAUAAUACUAUUAUAAAUAUUAUUAUUACGAUCGUAAACCUGAAUAUUAUUAUUGCCUAGUUAUUAUAUACAGGGUGUACCGCGGAGAUCUGACAAGUAAAAUACCUUCCAGUUUUGUCCUGUUUACUAUUUUUAAAUUUUUCUUUUUUGUAAUAAUUACUUUAGUGUAGCUUUACACUACAAUACAUGUUAUACGUUUAUUUUUAAAUUUUAUCAAAUAUUAAUUGACGAUACAUCGUUGAUAAUCUAUAGAUUUUUAAAGUUUGUAAUAAUUAUUUUAAUUUUUAGAAAAAAUUGGGCGAAUCGAAUGUCAUUAUUUAGUAAUGUGGCAAUGAAAACAAUAUUUAAAUUAUCGUAAAUUUCGAUUUCUUUUUUUUUUUUUAAAAAAUUAACCAUUUAUCGUUAGUAAAUAUUUAUAAUACCGAAAUUUUGUUUCAUUCUAUCCUGAAUUUACUAUCCUGGAUUUUGUAAUAAAAAAUGUUUAAAUACAUUUUUCGUUUUAGUUUCAAACUUAAAUACAAAGUGUAAUUAUCCCAACUCACGACUCUAGUACAAUUAUUACAAAAAAGAAACAAUGUUGUAUAACCCUGUUCUGUGAUCGUAAACAAUUUCUGGUAUUUUAAAAAAAUUAAUAAUUAUUACACAAUUUUAAACGAAUUUGGUAACCUAGUAGAUUAUGUUUAUGGGUAGAAAUCUAAAUAAAAUAAAUCAGUAUCUCAAUUUAUAAAUUUUCGACCGGACAUUUUUAAAAUACUUAGAACUGUUUUAUUUUGAAACCCAUAUUUUAAUAUUGGGUUGUAUGAGUUUACGCAAAAUUAAAAUGUCUAAUAUUAGCACAAAAACGGUUCAAAUGUUUUAACAAUUUUACCACGUCUAGAAAAAACAAACAUAAGUUUUCUGUCCAUUCAAUUAUAUUCUAAAAACUAUAAAAACACUAUAAUAUCAAUACAAUAAUAUCAAUAAUAAUAUCAAAACUUUAUAUAGACAGCUAUUGGCAGUGGUCGAGUAAAUGGGAUAAUUCGUAAACUAUUAUACUCUUGACCUCUACCAAAUACCUUGCCAAUGUAAACUAGCUGGAUUUUCUAUGUUUGUAUACGUUCACAGAUGAUAAUGAAAUAUUCUAACAAAUUUAGUGUCACGCACUUAUAAGCACAAAAAAUAAUCUUUAAAUAUUAUACUAUGUCGAAUAAUACUAUGAGGUUCUACCCAUUAAUCACUUCGCUCGUCUUUCGCCAAACAAAAUAAAAUGUAUGGAAGAUAUAAAUAACCAAUUUUUUUUUUUAUAUUUAUGUAUUACAGACAAUUUAGAGCGUAUAUAAAUACCUAUACUUUGAGGAAUACGGGUUAUUUUCAGACUCAAACAUAUUUGUCAAGAAUUUUUUAGAGCACAUCGAUAACAUUAUAUUAUUAUUGUUAACUUUUAAGAACCUAAAAAUUCGCUCUCUAAUAAUAAUAACCAUUCGGUAUUUUGCGAAUCAUAUUAUUUUUCAAACUCCAUUUUCCGAACAUCGAAUAAUUUUAUAUAUUGAAACGCCAACGUAUAUUAUUUUAUGCAGCUGUCAUCGUAAUAUUAUUACUAUGGCCUACGGGCUGAUUUUCAGUUUUACACAAUACUGUAUACUUUGUGUUAUGUGGGUUAAGUGACCACGUAUGUCACGUGCACCUAACUAUAUACGCGUACAUCGAGUGUGCGUCUCUUAUAAACAAUACAUCUAUACGAUUUUCAAGUGUAAUCAUUUUCAAUGCAUUUUCCGGUGGGUAGGUGCCUAUAUACUUUCUUUUACGCUUUUUAAGUGACGGCAAACGAAACACGAGUUUAACCUUUAUUAUGUAGAUAGUUGAUGUUGUUUUUUUUUCAACUUAAUUUAAAAAAAAAAAAAUACCCGUAUGAACAGCAACGUUCCGUCACUAGAGUAUAAUUUUUCCUUCAGACGAUUUGUCACCGUUCGAUAUUUCCUAAUUUUUUUUCUAUGAUUGGUCUAAAAUAGUUAUAUGAUUGCCAGAAUGUUAUUACAUUCUAAUCUGUAGAUAUAUUUAAAAUAUAGUUGGUAAUUUAAGUAAAAAAAUAAAAUAGAUAACAAAAAAUUGUGUGCCUACAUUUAUACAAUUUACUAAUAUUGUAUAAUGUCGAUUAUACAUAUUAUUUUUAUUAUAAUGUCAUCAAUUAUAAAACUUAGGUCACGGUUUUAAAUGUAUUUAUAUUAACACCACAGUUGCAAUUUGUGCUUAAAAUCAUUUGAUACGACGUAUCAAAAAUAGUAUAUAUGUACAAAACUUGAUGUAGCUUUUUACGAUAAACAUUCAAAAUCAAAAAUAAAUUAUAAUAAUAAUACCUAAGUAUAUUAUAGCCGUAUUUGUACAAUAUGAUACCGAAAUAAUAAUAAAAAAUAAAAAAACAAUAAUAUUAUUCUAAUAUACAUCAUGUAUCAGAUAGCCAAAAUCAAUAACUGUUAUAUUAUUUUAAAAUGUAUUUAAUUUUUUUUCUUUUACUAGAUAUCUACAUUUUUAUUUUGGCAUUUAACAGAAAAACUUUUUUUUUCAGCGUUUUGCCUCAGACUAACGGAGUUGAAAAUCGAACAACACACCCUCGUGGGAAACAGUACACGAUUAGAGUGCAAAUACGACCUACAAGGUGAAAAACUGUAUACGGUAAAAUGGUACAAGGACGGGAACGAAUUUUACCGAUUUCUACCCGGAGAAUUGCCCGAAGUGCAAGUAUUCGAUGUGUCGGGAGUGCACGUUGAUGUAAGUACACACAUUUUUUAAAUAAUAAAUUAUACGUGACCCGUUUAUAUACACGAGUAUAUAUUUUUUUUCCUCGAAAAUAGAUACUAGUGCACUGUUUUAUAUCUGUUGCGACAUAUUAUAUACUAGUACACAUAUAUUUUUUUUCUCGCUACUUUUUUACAAUUCUAACGGUUCCCUCUAAACCAAACGAACUUAAACUCAAAGAUUAAAGAUUUUUUUAUAGACAGAUUAAAGUGAUAAAAUUUUUUUUUUAAUUUCAAUAUGAUUUUCACCGUGGUUUUUCUGAUAUCUAAUUGAUUCUUGUAGGUUUUUAGUUUGUACUCCCCUACACUUUUCAAACGGAAAAGACAUUUUAUAUAAUAUAAUACGACGUUAGUAUCAAAGAUGUGCAUUUAGAGAAUUUUAGAUUUUAAUCCCCUCCUCCCCCUCCCCAUCAUUUUUGCAAUCAAAUUUUCUUAUCUUACUCUUUUUUUUUCGGAGGAGUUGGAGAAACUUUAUAAUGAUUUUAGUAUAGCAUUAUAAUAUUAUAUAGUAUUGGGUUAUUUAUUCAAAACUUUAGUGAUAGAACUCUGAUGCUCAUGGAUUUUUUUUUUUUGUUUUAUUUUUAAUUUUCGAUAUUUUUACCAUGUAUCACAGGACGUUUCUAUCGAAGACGCGUUUAUACAAAAGUAUCUAAAUAUCUUUACAUAAUUCCUAAAUCCUAGAAAUAAAUUUUAGUAUCUACCUAUAUUAUAUGAGCAGCUUCAUAUUUAUUUUAUACACAUAAUUUUCCUGUAUCUGUAAAAAAAAAAAAACUACCAUAUUUUAUUAGGAUUACGUAUUCUGGUAAGUGUAAUAUUAAUGCAACGAAAAUAAAAUGAUAAAAUAAAAUAAAGGAAUAUUGUAGCAUUGGUUUAAUGACGUGUGUAACCCAAAUAUAAAACGAUUAUGGUAAUUUUACAAUGAAAAUCAUUUUAUAGUUUAUAUCGUGCACCUUAUGUUAUUUAUUUUGUAAAUUAUAAUUCAGAUUAUUUUCAAUAAUAUUGACAAAUUGACGUUUUAAUAUUUACCCAGUGUAAAUUGUAAUAUAUGUAUACCAAUUAGGAAAUUUUAACAUAAUACUUAAAAUCAAAUUAAACAAGAAUAAUAUCUGAUUUAAAUAUUUUAAUAAUGCUUCGAAAAAUAAUUUAAAAAAAAAAAAAUUAUUUUUAGUGAAAUAAUACUAUUGAAAAAUGACCCAAAAAUGCUAAAAAAAAAACCGACUUGAAAAAUGGGGGAAAAAAGAAUAAAUAAAAUUGAACUUGUUAUUUUUUUGAGCUGGGUCAUUAAAGAUAAUAUCAAUGUCACAACUAGAAAUAUUGACAAUUUGUAUUGAUGAAGCAAAAACAAAAUUUCCGAUAUAAUUAAUAUUUGAGUUACCAAAAUUUAAACUAUUAAUUUGUAAAAUAGAAUUAUAUAUAAGUAUGCACUUAAAAAUAAUAAAAUAACUGAAAAUGCUCUUAAAAUAAAACAGAGGAUAAUUUAAAAACGUUGUUAAAUAAAAGUUUCACUUUUGGAUUAUCGGUUAGGUUAUACUUGGAAAGCAUUUUCUUAAAUAAGACUCUCACAAAAAUGCAUUUUAUAUUGAAAUCCAGGCUUUACUAAUUAUAUUAUAAAUCGAGUGUUUCUGAAAAGUGUACCGGCAAUAACAUUAUUAUGAUACUCGAUGAGAUGACCCAAUAACGAAAUUGUUUUAAAUUUUUCACGAUUUUGUAAUUAGGUAACCCCAACGAGUGUGAUAAUAAUUCUAGUGUUAGCACAUUUUUAAACAAAAAUACCUCGAACAACAUAUAAUAUAUGAAUAGAUCCUGUUUUAUUUUGAUGUGUUACAUUAAUGCGUUACCAACACAUAAAAACCAGAAGGAAUCACGGGAUAAAUUCAUAUCUAAAUAAUAAAAUUGUCUAUAAAUUUAAUUAGCAAAUAUCAUUACGGUGUAUAUUAUAAUUAUGUAUUCUAUACCAGACAACAAAAAUGCCGAUAAAAAGAAUAGAAAUAAUAAAUAAUAGUAUAGUAUCGUUUUCGUGUUUGUUUUAGAUGUCUAUAAUUUCUAUAUAAUUAUACUGUUAUGGCUUUUGUAUUCGGUGGAUUCUGUUUAUCCCACGAUCGGUCAAAAUAAAAAUCAUUUAAAUUCUAAUGUAAAACUUAGGUACCUUUUUAAUUAAACUUUUGAAUCAGAAUGUAAAACUUUUCCGGACGCUUAAUGCACAGAAUUUCGGCCCCUCUAAAUAUACUCUCUGAAAUAUCGCACGUAAUAGAUUCGAUUGUCGAGUUACUGACCGCCACCGCCAUAAGCUCCCGAACCCAAAAACCUUAUAGUUGUUAGUAACUUACAGUUACAAAUUCAAAUUCUAUAACCACCACAUUAAGCACGUUAACGUCUAUGACUGCCGGUGCAGCAUUGAAUAAUGUUAAUGAAUAAUACAACAACAACGAUGGCGUCGACAAAAACUAAAAUUUCGUAUCCAUUUGAAACUAUUAUUACGACUAUUCAGUAUUCGGUCCAAUUAAAGUAUAAGGUAUGGGUACCCAUGGGUAGUAUAAGAUAAAAACGAUGCUCGUAUUUCCAAUAUCAGUUGAAUACUUUAAUGUAUUUUUAAUAAUACUAUGGUGAACUAAAGUUCGAUGGACAAAAUUUUUGAAGGAAACAAAAAAAAUAACAGCAUAUAGUUUGAUAAUUGUUUAGUUAUCAUUUAUCUUUAAUCGUGAUAUUUUAUAAGAUGUUAGAAAGUUAAAAGUAAAUAAUACUAGUGAUUUAUCAGUGUUAUCAUUUAUGAAAGGGGGAGAUAAUUAAAGUGCUUAAAAUAUGUCAGACCCAAACUUUAGGACUUGGGCAUGGCCAUACCUAAAUUUUUUUAAAACUGCUGAACUAUUACCAAACAUGCUUAAAUUUUAAUAGUUAAAUGCUAUAGAUAAAUAUUAAUUUUUAUCUACCAAGCAAAAAAAUGUUUUUCUUUAUUAUUAAGUAUUAUUCUUAUUAUUGUUAUGCUUAUAUUAACUAUUGCUUACUAAACUUGUAAUCAAUUUUCGAUACAUUACCAGUAGUCCAAUCUCAACUUUAAAUUGUUUGUACUCAUAUUUUCAAUGGCAUUACAAGAAACAAAAAUCAGAUGUUCCGUCAAUCUAUUUGUUUACCGUUUUUAUCUCUUUUUAUCCCAUAUAUCUGUAGAGAAAAAGUGUCAACUUUUGUUCGUAUAUAGCCUCCAUCACUCAUAAACUUAUGAUUUUUAUUCUCUAGUUAUGUAUAGAACUAAUAAUUAUAAAAUUAAAUACAAAUUUUCAAAAAAAUUAAAAUGUAUGCUUGUAAUAAAACUUUAAAAGUAAUUGGUAAUGGAAAAUAUGAAUAAAAAUUUAAAUAAAAAGCACGGAUUGUGCUCACCGUAAAUUAAUAUAGAAGAGGGAUGUUUCUUGCCCUUAUCAAUACGUAAAUAACGUUCUAUGUUUUUAUGCUGUAAAUGUAUGUACUUAUGUGAUAAAAAUUUUAAAUUCGAAAUGUAGAGAGGAAUGUAUUGAUUUUACAAUGGUGAUAUUUUUUUUUUUAUCUAUAAACAAUUUUUCUACCGGAAGUCUUGCUCCGAUUUUUAAGUGUCGUGUAUACUUUUUCUGAGAAGAAAAUUUCAUCCGAAUUAUUUUUUUGAUUUUUCAUGUGAUUUUUAUAAUAAUUAGAAAUAAUCGAGUAAAAUCGGGAAAAUGUACGUACAUGUAUAAACGAAACUUCGCUUCGAAUCGUUUUUUGUUAUCAAUGGUUUAUCGGUGCGUACAGAUAUAAAUUACAUUCCCUUCUAUAUACUACCUUCUUAACUUCUCACCCAAAACAGUAGCCUACCCAUCGUGCGAAGUAUGUCCGUCUUAUUACUCACACUUUCCAUUAUUAUUUACUGUUAGUUUGUUUUAACAUUAUGGUAAGUAACUUUGUUUUGCAUAAUUUUGAACAAAUUUGUUUUCGAUCGGUUUUGUUUAGAAAUAAUUUCUAAAUAAUUAUUAUGAAAAUUGUUCUCAACACAAUAAAAUUUUCAAUUAAAAAUAAUAACUGUUUGAGUUUUUGUUGAACAGUAUCAAUUUUAGUCUUUUAUUAUAAAAGUCCUAAGUAUACUUAAACGACUGGACGUAUUUUUUUCUACAAUGGUUGAUGGCGAUCCGUCCUUAUCUUUGGACAAUCGUGUGUUUUAUACUCGUACACGUAUAAUAAUUCUUUCCGUAUAAACGUUGACCAAAUUCGUUUACGUCGUAUAUUGUGAAAAGAAAAUGGUCUUUGGUUAAAAAAUCUCAGCAUCUGAAAUACUGCAGUUCGCUAUGAAAGCAAAAUAAACGAAAUGAAUACAGAAUAGGGAAUUGAACCGCGAGUGCUGUUUACUAUUCACAUUGGCAUGACGGUUUGCGGGAUUUUGCUCAUAUCGAGUAGAAAAAACUAUAUCUUCAAAGAAAUAGUGAAAAUACAAAUUAUUGCAAAUGAAUAACGUUUCUAAGAGGAGUAACAUUUUAUAAUAAAUUUGAAUUGGACAUUGUAUCAAUUUGUAACUACAAUACAUUUCAAUAUUGUAUCUGUAUUAAAUUAACUGUAUCAAACAUCAGAUUUCAGGACUAUUAGAACGCUUAUAAAAAUAUAAUAUACACAACAACAACUAAAACAAUGUUUCAAACACUUCUACGAAGUCAAAAAAAAAAAAUUGUCCAUGUAAAACCAAAACAGAACUCUAACAUUUUUUUUUUUUUUUUUGGCUUAAUCUAAGUUAUUUAGAUUUAGGCCCAUUGUCGCUUCCACAAUCUUUCUCCAUGCGUCUCUAUGAUUUGCCUGCUGAUCACCAUUCAAUACUCCUAUUUUUUCUCCAUUUUGUAAUAUUCUGUAUACGUUGACUCUCUGCUCUUCAUACAUGCCUUGCCAACUUUAAUCUCUGGCUCUUGAGAGUGACUACUAUAUUAGUAUCGUGGAAUAAAGUGCUGAGUUCUCUGUUUAACCGUAUUUCGUACUCCCCUUCUUUAUUUCUUUUUCGUCCAAAUAUUCUUCACAAGAUUUUCCUUUCGAAAAUCAAUAAAUUAUUUUCGUCUAACUUUGAAGACGCCCACGCUACACAGACAUAGAAUACAACUUAUUGAUCUAAUAAAGGUCUUAUAUAAUCUUAUUUUCGAUAACUUCUUAGACAUAAAUAAUUGGACUAAUGAAAAAUAGCAUUUGUUUCCAGCAGUGGUUUUUCCAUUUAUCUCUUCAUGGUUAUCUGCUUCUAAGUUCAUACCUACAUUUAAGUAUAUAAAUUUACGGACUCUUUAAAAUGAUAGAUCUUUUAUUGUUAUUUUGUUUUGUGGGUUUUCUCUCCUAUAGAUACAGUCAUAAAUUGGGUUUUAUUUUCAUUGACUCGAAAAUUUGAAUAGGUAGCUGUAAAUAACUUAAAAAUGCCUGAAAAUUUUUAAAAUUAUGCUUAUAAAUUACUAGUUUAAGUAUUCUAUGAAAGUUUCAGCUGAUAUUACCCGUUUUUCAACUAUUAAAAGGACUAGAGUAAGACAAAUCAAAUUAUGAUCUCAUCAAUAUACUACUAUUAGACACCAUUAAUUAUAUCAGGAACCACCCUCUAUGUUUGACGGCAACGAUAUUUCUGGUAGAAAAGUUAACAAAUGAGAAAAAAGAGUUCGUCGUCGUAAAAGGUUUGGUUUCGUUCAUGAUUUAAACUUUUUUAACGACACAACUUUUUUUUUAGUUUCUGUAUAUAAGUAUUGGUUGAAGGAGAAAAUAUUUAUUUGUAACAUUAACGUUAUUCAAUUAUUCGCUGACGCUUGACGAUAUAAAUUUCACAAAUUAGACGGAUACGAAAAUAAAAAAAAAAAAAUGUUAGAUUUUCAUCAUGUCGCCGAAAAACAAUAUUCGCACGAUUCGCGGUUUAACUCGCGUAUAAUACUCGACUAUAAAACUAAAAUAUUAACAAUACGAAUUUAUGACGAUACACUCUAAUUUUCAGUAUAAUAAUCGUCUUAAAACCGGCGUAGACAUAAAGUAUACAUAAUAUAUUGUAAAUACCAACAUCGCGAUGAAUAAUACGUUAUAUUUGUUAUACGUUUGUGUAAACGGUAAAGCGUGCGCAGGUCGAACAGUAGGUAUACGCACAAGGAUAAAACGUGUACUUAAAACAGAUUAUUUGUUUUCUUUUAUUGUUUUUACCGUGCACGUAUCUCGAACGAUACAUAGGUACAUCAUCUAUAUUAUAAUAUACGCAUAAAAAAUAAUAAUAAUUUACGAAACAAUACAAAUCGUAUUGGAAUAACACGCGUGCCGGUUAGCCAACGAAACUAAUGAAAAUAAAAAAAAACAAAACAAAACAAAACAAAAAAUACGCAUAAACUAUAACCGUGCUACAACGAACGGCGCUGCAUGUUAUGCGAUUAUAUUAUUUUACGAACGUGUUUUUGGGAGAGUUUUUUUUUUUCCCCCGACAAUAGUUUUCCAUUUUUCACAAACGUCAAUGUGUACAGUUUAUAGGUACCCACGUAAAAUUAUUACAAUGUCUGUGUUAACGAACCCCGCUUUUUAGCGGCGCAAUACCUGCAGUGAUCCCCGUAGUACCGUCGCGCACAGUGUUGGAAAAUGUAUACGAUAUCAUUAAUAUUCGCGAAACGAACAUUCAGUUAUUAUUACGUUUUAUUCCGCGGUGGUCGGCCUGUGAAAACGGACCGAUGCGGUUUCCCCUGUAGUCACUCAUGUAAUACAUACGCACACAACGUAUCGACAGCGGUUUUGAAAAUAUUACGAAAAACGAAUUGUUUUUUUUUUGUUUUUUUUUUUUUUCGAAAAACGCCAGUAGAAAAAGCGGUGUUUUCACGUGGGAUAAGUUAAUAUGGUGUAAUACGUUUACGGCAGCGGUACGCGCCCGGAACGCGGGUAACGUUUUGACAAAAAAAAAAAAAAAAAACACUGAAAGGAAAACCAAGACGGUGUAUAUACGAUCGCGUUGCACGAUUACAAUAUCGAAUAUUAAACGAACAAAAAAAUCAAAAACGCCAAAAUCGCCCUUGAUAUAAACGCAAAAUAUUUUUAACAACGUCGGAAAUCGCGUUGUUGUUAUUAUUAUUACUAUUGUACGCAAUCGAGUGUAGCGAUGAAAAAAAAAAAAAAUUAUAAAAACAAUUUUGUGUUUUCGCGGACGGGACCGGACACGGGGACCUACGCGAUUGACCGGAACCCGUGGGAUAGUUGCUGCUGGCAAAGGGCACGAAAAGAAAGAACAAAUCUAUUGCGGAAAAAAAAAAAACAGGACUAACGUCAAUUAGUCUCUCGCUCGCGCGCUAGCUCUCUCUCCCUCUCUCUCACCACCUCCCUCUCUCACACUCUCUCUCUCUCUCACUCUCUCUCUCUCUCUCUCUCUAUCUCUCUUCGACACACUCACCGGUGCCCGUGCCAGGUGUUGUUGUCAGAUUUGUGCCGGGGAAUGAUGGAACGCGAACGUUACGGCGUGGAAAAUUAAUGCCGGGCUCGCGUUACAAAAACUCGGCGCGCCACCCGUAGUUUAAUACGAUAUUCGUCGAAAAACUCUUUUGCGCGUGCCGUUUGCACGCGUUCAUGAGAAUUGUAUUUUCGUUAGUUUUCGCCUCGCCUCCCAUUCGUCGCGACGACGACGGUCCGCAGAACGGUUUGUCCACGUAAACGGAAGCGCUCACGGUGGGUAGAAGAAAACCUUAAAAAAAAUUUAAUUUAUUUUUGACCCCGACGACGCACAAUAACGCGGCGAAAUUCAUACAACAGCAAUAUCAUUAUUAUUUUGUUACAAAUGAUACGCAAAAAUACAUAAAAUUGUAAUAUCGUAUACCUAUACAUUCGCAUCAGCUGUGACGUUUUAUAUAUAUUAUAGUAACUCCACCAAGAGAAUUUCAAGUGGUAUUUGUAUUAUUAUGUGUGGACAAAUUUUAAAAUAAUUAGAGUUAAUCGCUAGAAUAAUAUGAUCUAGACGAAGAUAAAAGAUAAUAUUAUAACAAUUUGAUUAUCUAGACACGAAAAAUAAUCAGAUACAUUUGUAUCUAGAUAAAUAAACACAAAUGCGCAGCAGAGCUCAUUCACUAAAGUUGACUUAUUACCAUUACAUUUUAAAUUCUGAGUGGAGCGAAGAAGCUUAUGGUUUUACAAAGAUGUUUGUUUUUUUUUUUUUUUAUCUGUACACAAAUUUUCUAUCAGACUUACUCGGAAAUCUACGUCUAGCACCUUUUCUGAAAGGAAAUCGGCGUAGAAAGGUACUUUAAGAAGAUUGUUUUUCGAUUUUCCUCGGAGUUUUCUCAACAAAAUUUAAAAACCAAAAAAAAAACGGGAAAAUAUAAGAAAUGUAUGUAUUAAUAUGCCAUCUUUUUUUCUGUACACAACUUUUCUACCAGCAAAUUUGCUCCAACUUUUAAUAAUAUCAAUAUUUCUAAAUGGAAAUUUUAUUAACGAGGUACUUUAAAGAGGUCAUUUUUUUAUUUUCCUAAGAUCUUUCCCAGCAAAUGUGAAAACCCGGGAUGAUACAUAGGAAAACCGGGUAAAACUUAGAUAAUUGGGAAAAUAGGUACAAAAUUAAACAAUUUUAUUAAAGAAAAUAUAUAAACCCUAUUUAAUUUUUUUCCUUUACUAUAAAAUGACAUAUAUAUAUAUAUUGUUACAAAAGCAUUAAUAUCAACUAAACUUCGCUCAGAAUCGUUUUUUCCUAAGCAAUGGUUUAUCAUUGCUUACAGAUGUAUAUUAGAUUCCUGUCUAUACCAUGCCUUCUCAACUUACCACCUACAUCAAUGGCUGCGCCCGUCCCCAUUAUCUUAAUUUUUUUUUUAAUAUUGAUUAUAGUUCAUGGUAGUUUCAUUUGGUAUUCUGUAGAAGUAUACAAAUAUCAAAAAUAUCCUCAUCUCACAACAAAUAAAAAACAAAUGAAAAUCGCAUCAAAAUUCAUCCAAAAUUGUAUCACAUCAAUUCCCCUAUAAAACAACCGUAAUUUUUGAAAUUGAGCUCGUUUUGUUCCAAAGCAUAGAUAAUAUUAUGGUCUUAAACCCUCUGGUUUACCUAAAAGUAUUGAAAAAAAGAAACGAGUAAAAGUUACAAUACACACAAUUAAGUGCAAUAGCUUCUAUUUUCGGAGGAAUCUACGACAAAAUUAAAUUUUUUUCAUUACCUUUUAUACAACCAAGUAUACCAGGUAUGUUUUUAUUUUUUUGACAUAAAGUGAUUUAAUCACGAGUCUAACAAACAAAAAUUACAAUGCACAACAUAUGCAGAAAUAAUUUUUUUUAUUAAUAUCGAUAAUAUUCUCAUGCCUUUAAAUUUUUAAAUGCGUGUUUUUGUUGCACAAAAGACGAAAUAAUACCCCUCCGAAGUCAUCAUAUCCUAUAGCACCCCAAUCAUUCUCCAAUAAAUGAAACGCGUUGACGACAAUCGAACCGCGAUUUUUUAAUUAUUCAUUCAUUCCAUUUCCAGUUUGCCACCCUUCGGAAACAACACACUUAUUGGUUUUCUUUCCCCGCGACCCUUUUUGUUUACCCGCCCGACUGUCCAAAUGUCCGGUGUUCUGUUUUUAUUAAGUUUACGGGCUGUUCACUUUACCCAAUCGAUUUCGUCGACAUAAAUAUCCGUCCGAUUUCAGCGCGUUUGCCGAUACGAGGGCUUAACGAAUUUAUUAUUCAAAUUGUAAUUUCAUCCUUGACGUCUUAUUUUUGAACUCUCAUUAAAACCCGGUACGCAAAAAUAAUGCGUUCGCGAUUUAAAGUUUUUCGUCAAGAAACACAACGAUAUAUUUAUUAUUAUAUCAUUGGUUUUUUUUUUCUUUUACGAUUAACGCGAAAUCAUUUAGUAAAAUCAGAUGAUUUAAUUGAAAUCGAAAUAUUUGCGACUAUUGUAUUGAUAAGUACAUUUUUCCCCUCGUCGUUUUUGAUCGAAAUACCUAUACCAUUCUGUUGAUUCGUUUCAAAUCGAAUUGAUUGACGAUAAUAAUUAUAAUUUACCAAAUCAUAGACGCGAGGCUUUUCUGGACCUUUUUAUUGUUUAAGCCAUCAAUAUGAUUAUCGCAUGUGAAUGAACAAUGUGUAUAAAACAUAAUAAUUAUAACUAGAGGCUUUAAGUACAAGUAUAGUAAACAUUAUACGGAGAAGAUUCCUGGACGAUACGUGUUUGCAGAAAUUAUAAUGAGCUAAUAAAUUCGGGAAUGUAUCCCAGAACAAGAUGGCAAGAAUUAAUAAAAAAACGAAGUAAAAUUAUUUAAUAGGGGUUCAAACCAGAAAAAAAGCAAAGGUAAAUAGAAAACGAAGAAUGAUCGGGUGCAAGAUAAUAAUAGUUCUAAGAAAACUAGAAACCAGAGAAUGAUAACAAGAAUAAAAUUGUAUUUCCAAACAAAUUAAAAUAUGUUUUACACUCGUUUUACAUUUAUAAAAAAAAAAUAACAUUUCCUCGUCGAAAAAAACAUUAUAAAUAUACUCUCGUCUUGUAAUUAACUACUAACUUUCCACCGCCAUAAUUUUAUUACGCAUGUGUGCGUAAUAAACUGAAAAUGAAAUAUUUUCCAAUGAAUCAACGUGCAUUAUUUGCCGUUUAUCACUGUAUCAUAGGGUAAAAGUUCAUGAUAAGGAAAGUGUUUUCACAAAAAAAAAAAAAAAUGACAUACUUCCAAAACUUACAAACACCGUCUCGAGUACGUAGAAACGUUUAGGUAUCGAAAUUAAAACUGUAUUUCAGAUAAUAUACUUGAAGAUUAAGGGUGGAUUUUGAUCGGAAUUUUAAUUUCGUGAUUCCUAUAAAAUCGUACUCGUUUGCAUAAAUAGUAUAAAAUAGUAAAUACCUACCACUUAGCGCAAUGGUUUGAAAAUGCGCAUAUCUCACAGCAUCCAAAUUAGGUGUAAGUAUAGCAAGUCCGCGUUUGUUCAUAAAUAAUUGUUAUAAAACUUUAUUUUACCCGCGCGUGUAAAAUGCUUUUAUAUUCAUUACGCAUACAUAUACACAAUUUUAUACAUACCGUUUUAUACUUGCAGCAAGUAUAUUUAAAUUACUCUCCAUAAACUUACGGCGACGGCGGCACUUAUGUUAAAAUAUCGACUCGAGUCAACUAAUUAUUAUAUAUUAUAUUUUACGGGCGUUUCCAAAAGUGCGGAAAGUUUUCUAUUUAUAGACUUCGCGGUACGAACAACCCCCAGCCGUGUAUUCCGUUUUUAGACGUUCCCCACGCAGGAGCAAUAUAUCCGAGAUCACGUUUCGGAAAUAAUCCAAUUAAUCCGAAAUUGAUCUCCUUAAACGUAACAGGAACUUGCCUAUAAUUAUAUACAUUAAUUCUAGAUUUUAUUAAAAUUACCUCUUUUCGAUAUGCAAUCACAAGCAUUUAAAUGUAAUAAUUUAUGGGCCCAUUAUUAUGCAUAUAAGCAUUUCGACCAUCAUAGUAUAAAUCAAAUAAUUGUUACAAUAAAAAAUAUUAAGACUUUUAUAAAUAUAAACUAAUUUUCAUUUUAGAUUCUGGAGUCUGAGAAGCUAUUAGUUUUACUACGAUGUGUUUUCCCCACCUCCCUCGUGAAAACUUUUCGGUUAGUAAAAUUCUAUACAGUUUUUUUUUUUUAUAUACCAUACACUCAUAAAAGAUGCAGAUUUCUCCACCGAUUGUACCAACUUUUCUUAAAUUAUUCAUUCAAAAUUCUCAACAGUUAACCUCCUAGUUUCUAUUGUUAUGGAUUCUUUUCUCAAAAAACAUUUCCCUUAUAAUAGUCAAGGUGAAACAACAAAAAAAAAAUAAAAUCAAUUUAUCGUCAUUUAAUGUAAUUUUUUUGAAAUUUUUUUUUAAAACUGUUGGAAAUUCAAGGAAAUUAUUCAAGUAAAUAACCACUAUUUUUUCGUUUUAUUUUUAAACAAUAAAUGUCCAGAUGUUUAACUAAACAAAUUCGAUUUACACGUUAUAUCGUCUAAUUUUCAAUUAUUCUGAUUUUUUUUUAAGGACACAAUUUUACAAUGUAACUGACAUUUCAGACACGUUUGUGGAUCGGAAUCGUAAGUUUUAUCUCCCAUAAUAUAUUCAUGACUCAAAACACGUACAAUAAUUAGAUCGAACACGACUACACGAUAAAAUAGAACACUACUGAUGUCUAAUAAAUAUUCAAAUACGAAACCAAUAAGGAGAGCGAGGAGGGAAAGUGGAUUUAGAAGAUAAUUUGGGGGUGGGUGUAAAAUUUCAGUCAGCAAAUCUGAAAUUUUACUUAGAAGUCAUCUUUGACACUAUUCUAAGUAGAUAUUUUGGAAACUACAAAAUACCAAUUAUUAUUUCAAAUAUCUGAAUAAUUUAUAAUAAUCAAUGUUCAAUGAAUAAUAAUAGUUAUCGAAUUUCUUAUCAAAUGCAUUAUUUUAUAAUACGUCACAAUUCCAUACAGUGUUAUUGAACAUUAAUAAAAACGAUUAACUAAGAUAAUAAUUAUAAUACGUGAUUAAAACGGAACGGUAUCAUACAUUUUGUAUACGAAAAAUAUGCAAAGUUUAAGGUACAAUGUGAAGGUAAACAAUUUAAAGCAUUUUUACUAACAAAUGGAAACAAAAAAAAAAAGGGAUGGAUUUCCAAGAAUUUCCAAAACAUACUGUAAAUAAAGUAGGUACUGGUUGGUAGAAACUGCACAUUUUUUUUUCAAAAAGUUUUGAGUGAUAAAAUCGGAUCAUUUAUUCACCGAAAAAUUGUUUUAAUUUUCUUCGCAUAAAAAGCAAUUUGUUAGAAAAACUAUUGGAAAUUGUUGAAAAACUUUUUAAAUAAUGUACCGUUUAGCGAAAAUCCCGCAUAUUUUAGAUAAGGCACCGUUUAUAAAAACCGAAAAGUGUUUUUCAAGAGAAAAAACCAGAUCUUAUAAUACAUUAUAUAUAACUAAUAUCGCUGCUCUCAGAAUCUAAAAUACACGAAAGUACUUCAAAAAAUUAUUUCAAAUUUCGCUCUACAUACUAUAAAAUCCUACAAAAUAAAUAUGUGUACACAUUAAAACGAUUAAACUCGUGGAUACGCAGUAAUUGACGUAAUUCAAUCAAUAUAUAUAGAGAACAAGAAAAAGCAGUGUGUGAAGUCAUUUUCAAUUUAACCUCAGCAGUUGUAUAAAACGAUACUACAAUAGUGUUUUAUUUGUGCUAGUUCAAUUAUUUUAUUAGAUAAAAUUGUAAAUAACGAUGUCUAUGUAUAUAACGUUCUUGUUCUGCAUACCAACUCGUAUAAACGGUUCAGAUGGUUUUUUCGUAAGUCUAUAUAUAACAUAUUAUCACUGAUAUGUAUCUUUUUGAGGUCAACAACAGAUGGCGGUAUUCAAAGAAUUGCAACAUUUUUGUAUUUUUUUUCCACUACAAAUAAUAAGAAUAAUAAUAAUAUUAUUAUUAUUAAACCUAGUCGCAUAUUAUAUGCGUACAUAAAAGUAUAAACGAAAACGCGUAUAAAAGUCUAGCUGCAACCCGCAGCAAAUAAGUUUAAAUUACAAAGCAUUACCAGCAGAGUAGGUACACAAUAAAUUCUAAAAAAUAUGACACAAGUUAUAAGACUAUAUUCUCACUCAUAAAAAUAAAUUAGUUUUUUAGAUUUUUUUUUAGACAAGACUUUUUUUUUUUUUUUACUUACCUACACGAUUACAAACCAUAUCAGCUAGGGGAUAUAGCUACGAUAACGAUUUUCGGCAUCCAGUUCAAAGCGUACAAAGAUUGUUCAUAUAUCAUGAUUUUGGAAUCGUAUAUUCUAAAAUAUUAAAUUGUCCUAAUUUUUUCAAUCUUAUCUUUAGGAGAGAAACGAUUACCUGUUAUUAAUUUUCAAAUAGCAACCUAUAUUAAAAAUUCCGUAAAUGGAUAUACGAAUUUUAAUUUAAAUGCUUUUUUUUGUCUUGAAAUUAUUGUUUUUCGUCAAUAACGGAUAAACGAGGUAUUUCAGUUCAAUGUUUGGAUAGAGGAGAGUAGUGGAACACUAUUCAAACGUAUCAUUAGAGUGGCGGCAUGGCGCACGGCAUUUGAAUAAUACACCAAAAUGCAUUUAAACUAAUAUUUCAUUAGGUGGUAAUAUAGGUAAAUAAUUUCACCACACAAAAAUAAGGACAAUGAAUAUUUUAGAAUAUAUGAUUCAAAAACGUUUUUAAAUAACUAAAAAAUGUAUAUAAGUUAAUACUUCAUUUUUUUAAAAUAAGUAUUAUAUAGCAAAUUUUACUCAAAUGAAAUUUGAAUGACCUUUAUAAAGUUUCUAAUAAAGGUAAAUUAAUUUUUUUUUUUUUUUUCAAAGAAUUAUAUGUUUGAGUUAAAUUUGGAAUAUAUUUUGAACGUUGCAGCAACUGAAACGGAAUUUGUUUACGUGAAUGUACAAAUGCACAAAGUCAAUGCACAAAGAAAUAAUAAAUAAUUAGUUUUUUACAAUAACGCAAAUUAUUUUUGUGUUUUAUAAACACAAUUAACAGAUUUUUGCGCUACGAUUUUAUUUAAUAAUUUGUUUUUUUAUACGAUCAUAAAAUUUAUGUUAUUAUUAAAUACUUUUUUUUUCAUCGAUAAUAUGUAAAAAUAUCAUUAAUUAACAAUAAAUUUAAAAAAAAAUAUAAGGGAAAUGUUAAUUAAAAUGUUCAUAUUUCAAUAUUAUUAUUGAGCAUGAUCCGUGUUGAUUAAAACUUUUUGAAUUAAAAAAGUUUAGCCUGAGGUUAUGUUUUUUUUUUUCUUUGAAGUUAAUAUUUAAAUCAUAGAGAAAAAAUAAUCAAAUCUUAUUGAAUAAUAAAACUAAAUAAACAUAAAAUAAUACAAAAUCAAUGCUCAUAUAAUAACAUCGACGCUUUUAUUAAAUUUAGGUUCGUGGUUUUGGACUGCAACAAUAUUUAGUUUUUUAAUGUACCCGUAUCUAUAAUCGAUAGGAUAUUUGUUUUGUAGCUCACUGUAAAACUUUGCUUUCUUAACAAAAAAUUUCAAUUAUAUAUAUAUUACAGCGUGUUCAAUUUUAAAACUUUUACUUUGUAUUUUUUGACAUUUUAAAUUGUCAAGGUCCCACAUAAUUUUAAGGACAUUGUUUUUAUUUUUAGUUCAUUUUAUGCUAUGUCAUCCAUUUUAACAUGAACUAUGUACAUUUUUUUUUUUUUAUUUGCAUUUGCUGUAUAUGCGUCAUACUUUUAUUUUAUGUAUUUUUUAUAAGCCCGCGCUAUAUACGAAUAUUAUAAUAUGUAAAUACAGCGUUUGAUUUGUCAUGAUUCGAUAAGAUAAGGAUAAUCGCGGGGUUAUUAAAUACGACGCAUCAGUAGUAAAUUUCCAGAGUAAGGUUCCAUAACAUUUUUCGUAAUUUUAAAUGCAUUUUUUAAGGUUUUAUAGUGUAAAAAUAAAUUCAUAGCCCCGGAGAUUAUAAUAUCGGAUAUCUGUAAAAAGUCAUAUCGCCCCAUCCCUAUAAAGCUAUUUCAUAAAACGUGAUAUGGGAAUGCGGAUGGAAACCUGGUCUACCACACACCAUGUAUGAUCUUAAGUAUACACAUAAGUACAACAGUUUUAUUGGUCUGACGACAACGUCGCGGUUAAUGCUCGUUUGUCGAUCGCAAUCGGGAGGGAGGGGUUAUCCUACCCAAAAAUCCAUAUCUGUGGUCGGCGGUGAUUGGGCGGUUACACACAUAUUAUAUUGAAUAUAUAAGAGGCGUAUAAACAUUACAUAUGCAUAAUAUACGGAGUGAUUCUUUUAUCACAAACUAUAAUAAGGAUUAUAUUUGUGUACGAAGAUUUUGAUAAAAUGAUAUUAUAAUGAUCUUUUAGUUUAUAAUAUUUGCAACAUAUUACUUUUACUGUCAUAUUAUGAACAGCAUAAACACAUCGUAAUAGUAUUUUCAAAUUUUGAUUUUCAAUUUACAUUUUUAAUUUCAGAUAUCAUAAAAAAAUCAAGACAAAUUGUACUGAAACGUAUAAUUUAUACUUAUACUAUUUUUCUUUUCAUUUUUUUUUUUUAAUACUAUGAAAUGAUUUGUUUCAUUUUGUUUUCAAUGUUAUACAUAAUAAUAAAUAAUAUAAAAUACAGAGAAUCGCGAUAAAAAUUGACAACGCUAUUAAUAUUGUUAGUUUGUAAUCUUGUCUUGUACCUCGAAACGCCUAAAUCAGACACCGGUAGUAUUCACUCAAAUUUUUCAAAAUCUUCGAGGAUUGUUUCGUGGUGACUGAUAUGAAAUAAUCACCCUGUACAUACUCCUAUACUGUACGCGAAAAUAAAAUAAAUCCUGAAAACCCGUCUAUAUAUACAUAGGUUUAGGCUAAUGCGGGUUUGUGUGCAAACAUAUUCAUGAUGUUCCUUUCGGACCCUCCUGGCAAACUCAAACACACCCCCUUAUGCGUAUACCUAUACACAUUCGUGGCCCGUUAAAUCCUCCACCAGGUAGGAUGAAAAACAUCACGAAAUGAAAAAGAGAAAUAAUAAUGAAAAAAUAAAAAUAAUAACGUGCGCACUCCGAGUUAAAAUAUAAAUGAAGACUUGACCGUUAGUUUUUAUCGUCUCUUUACUACUAUUCCCUCCUACUUCUCUAACUGAAGAUAGGUAUAUUCGAUUUCCCUUAUAUUGGCUAUAAGGCGCUGAAUUUCAAAAGCGCGCUUUUACGUAUUUAUGAUAAUAUUAUGACCUAGGUACACAUACACUAUUGUCGUUGUUCAGUUUAAAAGGCAAGUAUAUUGUAUGUUGAAAAGCCAAUAGAAAAGUAUCAUAUUUGAGUUCUCUUCGGUGUAUUUCAUGUGUAAAUCUAUUGUUUUGCGUUAAAUAACAACGUUUUAUCAUAAUCCACACUGUAAUCUACAUGGAUAUUAUCAGUUGUAACACACCGUUACAACCCACCUCUGAAGUCGAUAAUCAGAGCAACAUUUCUGGUAAAAAGUUUUUAAUAGAAAAGUAAACUGAUUUUGUUUUGGUAAGAUACCUACAAACUUAAUCCAACUAACUUAUUAUCGAGUAUUUAUACCAUUAUUCUAAAAUGAAUAACACAACAAUUUUAAUAUUAAUUUGAAUUUAUAACACUGCGGGAAAAACGAUUCUGAUUGGUGGUUAUUAUACGAGGUGUGGCUAUUAAAUAACGAGACUGCUCGCCUAGAGGGCGCCCUAGAUGGGUAGUGAAACAAAUGAGUAAUGCGUUGGGUAUCUAGAUAUCUUAUCUACGUACCAAAACACGUUUUCGUCACUAUUAUAGUAUUUGUGCAGUAAUGGUUUGAAACGAACGUAUUUUUUUCUCGUGCCAAAAAACAUGAGCAACGGAUAAACGUAAAAUGUUCUCGUUAAACUAAAAAAAACUCUAGCUGAGUGCUAUAAGUUGUUAAAAGAGGCCUAUAGUGAGGAUUUCCUAUUUCGGGCGCGUAUUUUUGAGUGGCAAAAUUUAUUUUCUGAAGGUUGAGAGUGCACCGGAAUCCAAUUCAAUCGUAAUCCAAAUUCAAAACCGUUUUCUUCGAUAUCAACGGCAUCGUGGUGACUAAAUGAGUUCCAGAGGGUCAAACUAUGAACCAACAUUACUAUUUGACAGUUUUGACAACAUUGCGCGAAUGAGUUCGUAAGAAUGCCUAAAAUAAUAUUUAUCAUUGUUAUGGUAUUUUAUCUGUAAAUAAACUUAUUAUUCUGCUAUAUUUAAUUGUGUAAAUGGUUUUUUUGGAACACCAUAAUGUUAUUAUAUCUCUUCGUUUUAACUUUGAAUGUUUCGUCAAAGAAAUAAUUCAAUUUUGUAUAAAAAAUAAAAUAAAAACUACUCGUUAAACCCGCUACUUAAUAAAUUAGAAUCACAUAGACGUCCCCCCUCCUAAACUCUAAAGUACAUAAAAUCGCACUGUCGAAUGAUUUACAUCGGAUUUAAUAAUAUAAUGUCGCGCUAAUCGAAAGUGUACUCAAAAUAACGAAAUAAAUGGCCUAUAUAUCUUCUUUUUUUCUCUUCUUUUUUUUUUUAUUAUCCUUGCAUCCUGAUUUUUCGUUUCGGCGGAAAUCACCUUUACUUCCCAUUUUCGAGAAUAUAGUCGAGUCGUCCGCCCUAAAUAUAUCGAGAUAACGCGGUAUAUAUAUUAUGUAGGUAGACGAUUUAGGUACCUACUGAAAUUUACGAAGGACGACAAAAUAAUAAUAUAUUAUAUCGUCUAGGCGAGAUUUCACGGUGGUGUGUGAGGUUUAAUAUUAAUUUAAUAAAAAUGUUUAAAUUAUAAUAACACAUUAUACCUAUGCUGCGUUAUAAUAAUAUUAUAUAGAGAAAGACAAAUAUUAUUCUCUUUGAAACGCCGUAAAAUUAUUAUAGAAUUUAAUCUGUUAUUAGAAGUCGUAUAAUAAUCAUAAACGCAUCUACCGGCCCUGGGUAUCCUUUGGGGCAAAUUGAAUACACACUUUUUUACGGAAUCGAUUGAAAAAAAAAGAGCUUGAGAAAAACGAUGGACGUGGGUUGGCUAAUGAAAUCAGAUGAAAACAUUUGGUUAAAAAUAAAAUUUAAAUUUAAAAAACUCACAGAUCUACAUUUAAAUUAUCAUGCCGAUCUACUUUUUCUUCGAAUCUUUUACAAUGUCGUGUGUACGAGUGUACAUAAUAUAUUUUGUAUAAAAUACAUAAUAUUUUAGAAUUUUCGCUAAUAUAUUUUAAACAUUUUCUUAUAAUACCCAAUUCAUGUUUUACGGUACAUUAAAUGUGGGUAGAAAAUAGAAAUAAAAUCAUAAAUCGCGAUACGCAAUAAAACAUCAAAGAGUUAUAUUUUAGAGGCCCUCUGAAAAAUUUUAUGUUAGGCAGGUAGGUAUCUACCUAUAUAAUAAAUACACGUGUUUAUAUUACAAAUACCUAUUACGUUUCUGUAUAAUAUAUUAUUAUAUUAAAAAAAAUAAUAAUAAUAACAAUAAAUAAAAAUUAUUUGUAGAAUAAUAUGUAAAAAUAUGCAUGUAUUAUAUUGUCUAAAUAUAAAUUUGAAAUAAUAAUAUGCAUUAGGAAAAUGAUUGAACCGACUUUCGGCAACCGUUACUAUUCACGUAUUAUUAUUAUAUACGGUACAUAAUAACAAUAAUUUGUUAUGCUCGAAUCAAAAAAUAAAAAUAAGUCACCGAAAAAUAGAACCGUGACCUCGAUCAGGGGUAUUUUAGUAUAAAACGGAUGGCAUGAAAUUCAGAUAGAAUAUCUCUGCACGAUUUGACAAUUCCCUAUUAUUACGUCGUAGGUUCUUAAUCAUAUCCGGCCCACUUUCAAGUAUAAAAUAUAGCCACGGACACCCACCCAAAGAAAAAAAAAAAUAUUAUUUUUAAAUCAUAAUACUUAGACAGUCACUACAGUUCAUUUAUUGUUUAUUAAUGUCAUUAAAAAGCACGUUUAGGAUACAUACGAAUAAUUUUUUUUUUUUUUUUUGUUUGGUUUGCAAUUUAUUUAAGUUUCAGAGUGACAUCGGUUGUAAUUUUUAAUGCAUCGAAUUUAAUCGAAACUGUUAAUCACCUCUAUUAUUGCUUUGAAAUCCAGGACCAUAAAUUAAAUGAAGCAAUACAUAUAUUAUCUUAGAUUUCCGAUGUUAUGAUGGUGACAAACGAAGAAAAUCCGGACUAUUAUCUUUAGUCCUUACAACAACUCCGUGGAUCUUCAUAUAACUAUUUACCAUGAACCACAGGUUAAAAAAUCCCAGUUUAAAUUUUUAUUCCAUAGAAAAUUGUUAAAUCUUGCAGAUACACUAUGCAUAAUUUCUGCUAAUUUUAGACGUAUUUCAGUAAGUACUUUAAAUCGCCGCAGAUAAAGAAUUUAGCAUUCAAAUUUUUUUUUUCUGACCACUUAAGUUCAUUAAAAGGACGAAUGUACCUGGUAUUUUUUUAAUUUAAAAAUGCAACCUUAAAAAUACCUUCUCCUCCCACCCUCCCUAAUAAAUUAACGUUUCAAAUUUUAAGACCGCACAUAAUUUUAGAUUUUACUAUUAUAAAACGACUUAUUCAUUACACAUUCAUCUGUAUAUUUUGUAUCAGGGUCGUAUUUGACAGAGGAUUUUAGGGGAAUUGUCCCGGGUAGCAAAUGUUUGGGGGGGGGGCAUCCGGAUACCGGAGUACUAUAUGAAAAAUUUAAAACUUUUUGACCCUUGGUUUAGGAUGAAAAAAAAAAUACCAACAUCAAAAAAUAAAGAUUGAUUUAUUUUUAUAUGAUUUGGUCUGCAAAUUAAUACAAGAUUUCACAUAGCAACAUCAUAAUGGCAAUGAGGCAUCCAGCGAACACAAAAUAUUUGAAUACAUAAAAAUAAACGUUCCAGUUGUUAUAUGAUUUAUUUUUGAAUCAAAUGAAUAAACACUUAACAGCCAAUUCAAACUGUUGCGUUUAUGCGUGUGCUUUGGUUCGUGUAAUCGUGUAUACGUAAUUACAUUCAGUUUUUUAGAUUCUGAGUGUAGCCGAAAAACACUGGUUCCACAAAAAAACUUACUCCGAUGAAUACGAUGUAGACCCUUUUAUGAAAAAAAAUGUUCUCAGAAGUUCUCAUCAAAUGGACAAUUCGUUCCAUCUUUUUUCUGUAAUAAUGAAUAAUUAAAUAGUUUUUUUUUAGUGUACUAAAUUAUAAGAUACGUUUUAUACGAAUACAACGACGAAAACCUAAGUAUACAUAUUUUUACAUUGACAACGAAGAGAAAUAAGUGAAAACAAAAUUAUUUACAUAAUUGUUUUUCAAUAAUUAAAGGUAAUAUUAUUAUUAUCUACAACUUCCGUAGGCUAACUUAACGAUUCGUUAAUUGUUGGUAACAUCAGUUCAGUAAGUUCAAUAUUGCAAUCAUAGACAUUAUCUAAGAUUUCGUGGACGUGUGGCAACUCUCGUAUGCAUAAAAACACCAACCACUAAAAUUAUAAUGAAAACAAAACCAUUAUUUAUGACGAGUGUUACCACAGUUAGACAAAAAUAAUAAUCUUAUAAACCAAAUAAUAUCUUAUUUUUUGGUAAUGUAGUUAGGCUAUUAAUAAAUAGCGGUAGUAUAUUAAAUUAUUUACCAACGAAAAUAGUGUAUCUUAUGAAAAAAAGUCCUUAUUUACAAUUGAAACUUAAAAAAUAUAAAAAAAUAUAUGUGUAUAAUACAUAUAAAUAUCUGUAGCUAGUUACAAGAAAGGCCAGUGUCACAUUUUGUGAUUAUUGGGAAAUGGAUUUUGAAAUUUUAUUUCCCCAUAAAGCUCUGCGUAUUUUACUAAAUAUAAAUGUUUGUGUAAUUUUAAAUUUUUACAAAAACUUACAAAAACAAAUUUUAUUUAGAAUAUAAAUAAUUACAACUUAAUUGCUAAUAGUCCGAAGUAUCGACUUUUGGUUCAUGAUCAAGGUAUAUUGAACUUUGAUUUUGUUUUGAUACACUUGUUGAAUUAAGAAGUAUUAUAAUAAAGGAAUUGUAUUCCAAUAAUUUUAAGUAUUUAUGUAUUAUAUAAUAAUUAUUAAUAAUUAUAAUAUAUAUAUAAUAAUUAUAUAAUACUCUGUACUCAUUGUCCCUUUGGAGUGUUAAGUAAAAUAAAUAAAUAAAAUGUUAUACUUAUUUUUACUCUAAGAACAUUACUAUAUUUAAAUGAAUUUUGAAAUUUGUGAUACAUAAACAGCAGUAUUUCAAACUUGUAAUAAACACAUUUUAGGUAAAUAGUUAUAACGUUUAAAUUUGCAAUUUUUUUUUUUUCUUCGGAUAAUUAGAUUUUGAAUAUUUUAAAUUUGUUCACUACUAAGAGCUUCAAAAAAAGAUUUGCUCCGGGCAUCCAAAAGUCUAAAUCCGAGCCUGUUUUGUAAAUUUAUACGAGAAAAUGUCUGUAACCUAAAUUUCUAAUCAUCCAAUAUAUUAUGCAUAUUGUGUUAGGUACUUAGGAAAUUUACACAGACACUCGAAAUACAUGCGAACUUCAAUAAGUUCGAUUCAAUCCAAACAACAAAUCACAAUAAUCACCAUAUUAUACUUCCAUAACGUCCUCCGGUACUAGAAUGGCCUGUUUGCAUUUCGAGUAGGUACCUAUUUGACAGCCAAUUGUUGAUGCUUAAACGAAACUAUACAGACGAAAUAAUAUUAUAAAAAAAAACCCAUUCGAACUUUGUCGACGAAGUUUUUUAAUUUAGUUUUGAAAGUAUUUGAAACCGGUGUAACCUUGAAAAUGGAUACUCGUAAUAUUUAACCUCUCCGAUAAAAUGUUACUAAAAAAGAACACCCUCUUGGUAAACUAUUUGGGAGUAAAAUUUCACUAGUAAAUAUUUACCCGCUAAUACUUUCCAAGGGAAACAUUUCAAAUUUCAUCUCAACUCAAAUUUAUCCCCCCCUCCUCAGUCAAAUAUUACGGAGUUCAAUAUUCAUCGGCACACUGGUCACCGUAUAUUAGUUUCAUUCUUAGGUUUACUUAUAGAUUUUAUUCGGUUAGGUUAAGUACUUAUGUACUUUUGAACGUAUGACUGAACGAUUGCAAUGUGAUAAAAGUUGGAUGUAAUUUUAACAUGAAUUUUGGCAUAUUUGUCCGGGAAGGUAUAUUUUUUAGGCUUUAAACACUCUUAUAUACAGAUCCUCCUAAAUGGAACUACACUGAUAAAAUUGUGUAGAACGAUACAUUAAUAUCAACAACGCGCAUGGUAAUUCUGAAAUGUGAAGAAGAAAAUUCAAUAAGAAGGAAAUUUGGGUGUAACCAAUACAAAUCAGUUUAUCCAAAAGAUACACUGCUUUGGACAUAUAAUGCGUAUAAAUGACGAUAAUAACAAUUAUCUAAAAACCAACAGGGAACAUAUCCUGAGGUAGUAAGGUUAACCAAAAUAAUGUAGCUAAAUGAGGUUGAGAAGUACCUAGAUAGGUUAGGCACCAACUACUGGAGAUAUAUCAUUCGAAAUCAAUAGAAGUGUCGGCAAAUUGUAAUGAUAGCGAAAGUAAUUGUAGAGUAAUGGAAAUUAGAACAAGAAAAAGAAUCCUUAAUCAUAAUUCCGUGUUUUAAAGUGAAAAUAUUGAACUCACAUUACAGAUACCCAUCGAAUGUCAAAUGUAACUUCGUUUAAAUAAAACAAAAAAGCUAUUUAUUCGUUAAAAUGAUAAAAAUACUGAUUACAUCGUAGAAACGCUAAUUUUUUUUUUUAAUCUAGUCUAAACAUACCUAAAUAGGUAUUAUAAAUCUAUCUAUUUUGUACCUUUUUUUUUUUUUGUUUUUCUUGGUUGUUACCAUCCGAUUAAUUUUUUUCGCCAUUUUAUUUUAUUUUAGCAAACUCAGUCAACCGCUGAAAGCGUCGUCCUAAGGCCAUUGGAACUCGCGAGUAGUGGCAAAUACCGGUGCGAAGUUUCUGCAGAAGCGCCAUCGUUCCAAACUGUCACCAACCACAGCUCUAUGCUUACAGUCGGUAUGUACCGUUUGAUAUAAUUAUUCCUAUAUUUAGACAAGAUAUAAUCGUCUCCUGAAAUUCAGAACGUGCGAUUUCAAUUUUUUACAUUAAAUUAACCAACCAUAAUAAAACUUUAUAAAUCAUUGCAUUUACUCAGUCGCUUAAACUUUAAUUUGUUCAAGAGGGGAGAAAAAACGUUAAUUUAAAAAGAUCAAAACAAACGUUCGUUAUAUUAUAAGGAUAAAGCGUUUUGGUAAAUAAAUUUAUAGGUUUGUAAAUAAAACGAAUUCACUUAAAAGGUUAUGGGGGAGGUGUGAGGGGGUAGGAGGGUACCGAAUAAAUUACAUCGGAGAGACAAUAAUUAUUUUACUCUUUAUUACGUCAUAAAACUGAAAUUAUUAUUUGCUUAACGAUUCUGCACGGCAGUGUAUAUAAACCAAAUGGAUCGUAAAGUUAACCGCGAGAAGAUGAGAAACUGUGGAAAAAUACAGACUAUAUUCCGAGACUGCAGAGUCGAACGUAUCGACCUGAUACCAAUACGAAUGCUUAAUUAAUAUUUCGGUUGUCAUUACACAGCUCCCGGCGAAUCGCGAAAUCGCUAGAGUUCUUGCGGUGCAUUUCGAUCGACAUUUUUUUUUAAAUUCCUAUUCAAAAAAAAAUUUGAAAAAAAAUCGAUUUUACCAAUAACGAUAAAUAUUAUUUUUGUUCGGUUUACCGAAUCAGUAACGGGACGCCGUGUCCCGAUAACUCUUUUUCUGCUACUAUUUCCAUAAUUUAGCAGUCCGCCGCGGUUCCACAAGCUCUCACGUACCUCUACCUAUACAUAUAAUAUUAUAAUGACCUCCGGCCGCUUUUUCUUCAGGCUUUGAAGAAAAAAAAAACCCCAUUUUAAAAUGUCCGUUAUCGGGUCGUUCCGUCGCGUACGUCGUGUAGGUAUACGGCGGUAAGUAUAUGUAUACGCUUGUGGCAUAUACAUGUACUUGGGCAUCGCGGUUGUCUACAUCGCACACACGCUAUUACGAAACCACCUAACCAAGUCGUCUAUAAUAUAUAUCAUAUGUAGGUAUGAUAUUAAAAACCGUGAAUUUUUAUUUAUUUUUUUUUUUAUUUUUCGUUCAACAAUAGUCGAAUAACUAUAUUAUAUAUCGGUACACUUUUUAAAUACAGGGUACUAUUAUGGUACGCGUUAUUAUAUUAAAUUCCAUUAAUUUAAAACGUCCGCCACCCGUGUAUAUAUAUUUUACGGGUCGUGUCUAAUGAAUUUUGGUCCGAGUGCUCGCGUUGUAUUAUAUAUAAGACGCGUUUUAUAUAUACAUAUAUAAAAUAAUAAUAUACCUAUAUAUUAUUAUAACGAGUGCAGUGCAAACGCACCCGGCCGGGGAAGAUGGUCCGGGCGGAGAGAGCGGAUAGCCGCGGCGGCGCGGCGGUCGUACUUUCCAAAUUAAUUGUCCGUGAUUUAUUCCGUUUUCGGUUUAUAUACGUACACUAUAUAUAUUAUAAUAUAGGUAUAAAAUAAACGGUAUAAAUACGCGGGCGCGUAUCGUUUUUUUUUUUUUUUUUACGAGGGAAAAAAAUAUUUACGGUCGGGCGAAUAUAAGAGAACGGGGGGACGAGAGUCUUUUCCUAAUCGCCGUCGCGAAGUUUAACGCUUCCGAACAAGUACCAGCUAUAAUACUAUACUUAUCGUUUGUUCGCGCGAGAUCUUUGUGGGUCCGGCGCUGUACGGAACAUCUCGCUAAUAAUCGAAUGCCUAACCUCGCCUUUCGCAAUUCAACUAAACGGCGUGUCUGUUAAACCCGUUCGGAUCGGUGAAAUCAUUGACGUCCCGAUAAUAAUAAUUGAUAGUCAAAACAAUAAUGGUACUAUAACAUCACAGAGUCAUUGGAUUCAACUUUCAACUGCAUUCAUAUCAAUAUGACUUUAUACAUAGGGAUGUCACCUCUUCGGAUUUCACCCGGAUACUCCGGUUUUACAUGAAAACCUACGGGCUACGGGUUCAUGAAUUGUUCUCCGUGUCUUCUUAAAAUUAGUGUUACAUAUUUAUAUAGUUAUAUAGAGUUUGUCGAUAAGCAUCGAGAACAAUGAUUUUGAAACAUCUUGUAACUGUUUUAAUUUAAUAUUUUCCGUAAAUGUGCGCUUCCGGACAAGUGGGCAACCCGAAACAUUCGACGGGAAUAUGUAUAAUAUUAUUAUUCAUUUUAUCGUUUAACAAUUCCGAAUUUUAGCGAAUUUGUUUAAGUUUGGCGGCCGAGCGAAUCUAUUUUUUUUCGCGUGGUGAGCAAUAUAGACUCACGAUGAACUGAAGAGGUUGAGAAACGUCGGUAUUAUUUAGAAUUAAAAUAUUUUAAAAGCCACACGUGUGUUGUUACCUAAUCGAAUUUUUAUUUAAGAUUAUUUUUGUAUUGUAUUAGAUCUUGGAGAAUAAAUACAAUAUCAUUUGGUUUUUUUAGGCAAUUAAUUUGUGUACGUAUUUUAAUAAAUAAGUACGCUUAAAACAAUACGUUGUUAAAAAAAACAAUAUAGAUACUUUAAACUGUGUAAAACAUUUUAGAUUUUUUUGUUUUAUUUUAAAGAAAAAAAAACCGUAUAGGUAUCUAGCUCAUAUAAUAUUAUGAUGAUUCAGCGUACAAAACAUUUAUUGAAACCUCCCUGGAUAUUUUCGAUUUUCGGAAUAAUUAACUUAAACACAUUUUUGUUCGGUCCUGUAAGCUACAAUAUAGAUUUGUUCUCGGACUAGUUUUUUUUUGGUAAAACAAACACUCGCCUAGAAGGUACUCAAAAUGUCAUUACUUAUUAUUAUGACUUUUCUUCCGAACUGACCGCAUUUCGAGUCAAUUCGUCCGUUUAUCCAUCUCCACCUCCCGCGGGGCGCGUUCUAAUCGGCCGAAAACAACAUGAUUUCCCUUCCCCCCCCCCGUCACCGUGUCAGUCUCGUAAAAUCUUUUCGGACGUCCUCCGGAUGGGAAUAAUAUUGUCGUCGCACGUGCAAAUUGGUUUAACUCGCAGCCUUUGUCUCGGCUACGUCUAAUUCAAUCCGACUCCGUCGUCUCGUCUAUAAUUCAAUCCGAUCUCUAUAUAUCUGUCUUCUUCUCUUUCUCUGUAUCUAUAUAAUAUGUUUCUCGUCGUAUAUAUGGAAUAGUAGAAGCUGUACAUAAAGUGUGUAGGUAAGGUACCCAUCACAUCUCGGGUCUGCACUCCCGCUAUCAUUACCGCCGUAUAAUCUCCGAAAUGGUCCAAAAGCUAUUCAAUUCGUGGAAAUUAUUAUACGCUCUGGAAAAUCGUCAUUAUAAUAAUGUAAUAUACGAAAGGUAUGCGACAACGACGACGACAACGUUUAUGUGAUUGCGUUUCCGAACCGUUUAUUGCCGCGAAAACAAAAAGGCAAACGAAAUUUGUCUUUAAAUCACCGUCGAAUGUUUUAUUCUUUUUCCACGGUGACAAAUAAAUCUGUUUUUAAUAGUCUCUCUGACUGCCUCGUAGCCGUCCGGUCAGCUUAAUUUAUAGAUCCUAUCCGAUGUCGGCCCAAACCGAAUAGUAACCGAGUCGGUUUCAAGAGGAGUUAUAUAGGAAUUUUACAAAACAUAAUACCGGUUGGUCAAAACCUGAUGAUAAUCCAAAGAAGUUAUCACUGUUCCAAGAGUAAACCUAAAACCUAAAUGCUACCUAGCCGAUGAAAAACCGUGACGGGCUGCUUAUUCGCCAUUUAUGCCUACCGCUUAGCCUAAAAUCUGAUAUGGGUAUGCAAACUCGUAGCCGGUCAAUGAACCGGGUUGUUUUCACCAUGGCAAUACAAUAAAAUAUCAUCACUUCAUUCGUUAUUCUUAUAUUAUGGAGAACGCUUUUUUUUUCUUCCGAUCGAUUUUAAACAUUUAAUGAUCCACUUCAAAAAAUAUAAAUAAUAAAAAAAAACAUUAAACAUUACUUAUAUACUACUACAGUAAAGUACCACUCCUUUUCCGACCCGGCAUAGUGACAAUCAGAGCGCGAAUUUUUUUUCAAAAGAAUAUUUCCAUUGUAUUGGAUUUUAACAGCAGUAUUAUAUAGUGGAAUUAAUGUCAUCAAAUUCAGAGAAUCUAAGUUAUUAAAAAAAAAUUCUUUCAAAGGGAUUUUUUUUUUUUUUUGUAACUACAAUCAACACAAAAAAUAUUGUAUGCAAUUUUUACCAUUUCUUGUAACAAAAAUAAUAAUAUUUAUGAAAUAAAUGUUUCUAAAAAUAAAAAAAAUUGGUUCAUACAAUUCACCCUUUUUAAGACAUAAUAAUGCGCAAUUAAAAUUCUAACCUUUUUUUUAUGUUUUUUUUUAUCAACAAUACGCUGUCGUCGAUUAAGAUUUAAACAAAUUGUUUAUAAUUCCGGUUAACCUGCAACGUCCUAAACACGUAAUAUAAUUAGUUACGUUCUCUUCACAUUUAAUGUUAUAAUUAAAAACAUUUAACAAUAUUUUUUUGCCGGACGUUUUAAAAGAAUAUAAUAUGAACAUGUUUUUUUUUCCGAGUUAUAUAAGAGAACAUUAAAGUAAAAAUGUGGCUGCGGUAUUUAAUAUACAUAAUCACGUGUCGCAUUUCAACAGAAUAUAAAUCGUAGUAUAGUCAUAAACUCAUAACCAUUCAUUUCCGGUGCAGUACACGGUCUCGUUGAAUCCUCAGUGACAAUAAUAAUAAUAAAUUAUGGCCGCGUACGGAAUUAUCGAGUUUCUAAAUUUAGAUUAAAUUAUUAUUUAUUAUUUUUAUUAUUAUUUUUAGAAAAUCCCCUAGGGUUGUCGACAUCGUUCGGUGCCCACGAGCGUUCAUGACUGACUAGUUUACCCAGCCGUCCUCGGAAACCCGCGGAAAAAUAUAAAAAACCUAAUCUCAUCGUAUAACACGCAACAGAAAUAUUAUAUUUAAAAAACGUAUAACAAUGCGAAACGAAAUAGUUUAAUUUUGAUAACACUAUGAAACAGAUUUCAUGCUCGGAAAUCUCCAGAUGAUCCAAAACGAUCAAAAACAAACAAAUUAACGCGAUCCUAGAGCACUUUUUUUAUGCUAUAUAUUUUUUUUUUUAUUUGUAUUAUUGGUCGGUCAAAAAUAUACGAGUAGCUAAUUUAUACCAAAAUGUGUUUCGUGACCUAUUUUCGUUCCAAUUCUAUUCUAAAUACUAUUUGUACAACAUUUUAAUUUGAAUUUUAAAAAAAUAAUAAUUUAUGAUUUUAUAUUUGUGUAAAUUUUUAAAGCAUAUUUUAAAAAUUGCUUACAUUUUUAGAGCAUAUUUAAGAAUUUAAUACAUUUCUAAGACAUAUUAUAGGAAUGAUUUCUUUUUUUUUUUUAUUUUAGAAGAUAUUUUGGCAUUUCAGUAUUUCUAUUAGUGCAUAUAUUUGCUUAAAUAUUGUAAUAUUUUAGUAUACAUAAAAUAUCUGCCUUAGCGAUGUUGAGUAUUAUAAUAUUUCGUUCGUGUGAUCAUUUUUACAAGUUAAGAUCGAAUUACUAGAAUAAUGUGAUUCAAUAUAGUGGAAUUUACAAUUGAGGCUGAAUAGAAAAUUUGAUUUUUACAUACGAAAUUCAGAAAUCUAAUAUUUAUAUACAUUUACAUAAUAUUAUUAUAAUAGGUAUAUAUUUUUACUACCCAUAAAAUAAAAUAAUUUACCACGGCGUAUGUGUACUACGAGAGAUUAAAAUAAAAAUUAGCAUAUUAUUACAUUAUAAACCAACAAGAUUUUAAUUUUAUUUGCACUUUAUGUAUUCAUAUUACUUUCUUUUUUUUAAUAUUUUGUUCGAAAAAGUGAUGGUCGUUAAAAACUUAAAGGGUCAUUCGGAAUCAAUGGCGUAUUUGAGGAGGGGAGUGUGAUGAAGGAGAUCGCCUCCAUCAAUUAAUUUAUGUAGGUAUCUGCUAUAUAAAUAUAUACAAAAAUUUAAUAUUACUAGAAAAGUGUCAUCAGAUACAAAAAUAUAAAACACUUCAUGGUAAGAUAAAUAGAGUAAAGUAGGUAUAAGCUUGUGUGCAAUAAUGUUAGUAUUCGCCCCCCCCCCAUCAUAGGUGUUAAUUUAGCUUGUUUAAAGGGGGGCUGAAAUUAUAAAUAUAGAAUAGGCCUACGGAGGGUUUCGCCCCUCCUUACCCCAAUGUAUACAUGUAUUCAUUUUACUGUAAAACAUGCAUAUAAAUACUUCAAAAUUAUUUAUUAAACAAACCAUACAAAUUUUAAUUUAAUUAUCAAUAACAUUUUCUUUACAUUAUUUUAACAUAUAUAUUAAUGUUCAUCAGCAAAUUGUUUAUGAAUAAUCUCUGUUUUAAUAUUUUUGGCAUCACUUUUUUUCUGUAUAUAAGAUAGACACCUGAAUGAAUAAAUCUUGUAACAUAGAUGAUUGUAGUCAUGUUUUUAUCCAACACAUAGCUGAGUAGCUUCUCUCACACGUGGAGGAACUAAUUGGAAAUGUUAAUGAAAAUAAGUCGUCGUCUGUUCGUCAUAACAUCUUCUUCUUCUUCUUCAGUAUUCAAUCCUGAGAUUGGUUUGUAGAAAUUCUCCACUCUUCCCUGUUACUUACCUUCCUCUUUGUCUCUUUAUAAGAAGUACACCCUUGGUCCUCUAUUAUUUGUUGCAUAUAUUCCAUUCGUGGUCUUCCCCGAUGUCAUAACAUCUUAACUGAUCAAUAUUUGAUGUUUACACUUUACCGUUCAUCGUCAUAAUACUGACUCAAUUGUUAUUUGUAUUGGGUUUUCACAUAAAUUUAAAAGAUAGUGAUUUUUCGAUAGUAAUAGCGAUAAUAAUAAAAGCCAAAAGCCUAUACAUCGCACGUCGUCUACUAACUGUUAUCUUUGUUGCCGUUAUAAUACAUUAACCUAGCUUAAUCAUUCUAAUUUUAUUACACUACAAAAUCGGCUGUCCAAAAAUAUAACACAGCAAUUUUUCUAACACACGACCUUAUGGGUUAUUAAAAUUUAAAAUGCUUAGAGGGGCUACACAAACUUUUGGGGGGUUAAGCCCCAUAAGCCUCCUAAUUUACGUCUAUGCCCUCCAUAAUACUUAGUCAAAUACGCCACUGUUCGGAAUUUGAAAGGGCUUAAAAUUUUCCAAUGGUUGAUUUGAAACACAAAGGAGAUAAACUAGUAUUAUAGGUACUUACAAGUCCAAAAAUGGUCCUUGCGUAAAAUGUUUGUCUCGUUUAAUUAUAAAAUGGAAAUGACGACUCAGAUUUUAUGGAUUUCUCAGAAAAAAAAAAAGAAAAAAAAAAAAGAGUUCUUUCCUAGAACAUAAUAUUUUGGUGAUUAUUAGAGUAUAUUAGUAAAUAGAUAUUUAACAGGAUUUUAUUUUUAUAAAUAUCUCCUCUAAUAAUGAUAAUGUGUAAAAUUAUAUAAAGUCCGUGUUGUUUUUUUUAGCUCCACCCGAAGAAGGGCCGCGCAUAUCCGGUGGCCAAGAUCGGUACAAACCGGGCGACACGGUCAACGUGAACUGUACAUCCGGCAGAUCGAAACCCGCCGUACAGCUGGCUUGGUACAUUAACGGCGAACAAGUAAGUCUACGUUUAUUUUCUUUUUUCCUAUAAUCCGUACGGUGAUUGUGGCCACUUUUUUGAAGCAUUUGGAACGUGUUUUGAAUCUAGCCGUCGGCUUUUAAAUCGUAAAUUUUAGACGAUUCGUUUCGGGUGUUUUGCCUGUAAGGUCCGAGCACGUAAUUGUCACAACUAUUGCCCGCACAUAUAAUACAAUUCUGUUGUCGAAACUGUAUAUAAAAGCAAAUUCUCGUGACUUUCGUGGCUGCCCGUCAAAAACCCGUCUGACAAUAAUAAUUAUAAAAAUAAAAUUUCAAAUACUCGUAAUUAAAUACUCCUUCAAAAUAUAACCAUACAGAUUUCCCUCAAAUAUUCGACCUCCUUCUCAAAUGCUCACGUGUACAACAAUAGGUGCGAAGUAUGUCCGUAUCUUUUUUUUUACAAAGUUUUGUUUUACCGCGCCUUAGGUGAACUCGUCAUAUUUACGGGGUCCAUACACUGAAUACGUCGGCCGCGAGGGCCUGAUGGUCACCACGCUCGGCCUGAAAUUCGAGGCGGGAGAAAAACACUUCCGGUCAACGACUGGUCACCAGCGGAACAAGUUCGACCGGGAUAUGAAGCUCAAGUGUGUGGCCACGCUGGGCACAGUGUACUGGAAGUCCAAAGAGCAAAGCGCGCUGGCGCACAAGCCCAGGUCCACGACGGUAGCAGCCGCCGCAUCCGAAGCCGCAGCCGCUGACGAGGGACUGGCCACCGACGAACAGGACGCCGAUUCCAGAGCUGAUCCCGUUCACGGUGAGAAAACGAACUGUAUACCGAUUUGAUAUUAAUUAUUAUUUAUAAAUUAUUUAACAUUAAAAUUGGUACACUUGUGUGAAACAAUGUGUAUAUCAUUUAGUGAUGUGACAUUUAUCCGGAUUAUGUUAGGUUACUGAAUCUGAAUUUCGAAUUUACUUAUUUCAAAAUCCAAAUUUUAGAUUUAAUCUUGUAAAUUUCUGUAUUCUAAUUUAAAAAAAUUAAUUUUAAUUAGUUAAAAUUGUUUGAUAUAAUAUCUAAAAUAAAAUCUAAGCGUAGACUUAAAAGUGAAACUUUAUUAUAAGAAAUAUAUACGAAUAAUACCUACUAAUUCGAUGUUUAAAAAUUUUCCGGAUUUAGAGUAAAAUACGGAUUUCGGAUUCAAAAUGCCAAAAAUCUAGAUUUUCGAACUUCGACAAAACCGGAUUUUUUCCAUCACUAAUAUCAAUUAUUCGUUUUGCUAUCGGCGAUCAAUUCGAUUGAUGUAAAAAGCAAAUGAAGCGUACCGAAUGUGUAUACGAAAACCCGACGUUAGACCAAUAGUAAAAAAUCCUAUACGUUUACUCAAAUAACUCGAUUUUAAUAUAUUGACGAUAUUGUGUAGAGUAUAUUGUUCGUAUGGAUUUAUUAUGUUCUACUCGACUUGCGAAAGUCCUAUUGGGCUUAAAUAUAGAUAUUGAACCACGCUCCAAAAUAGUUUUCUCCGGGUUUCGAGAAACAAUAAACAACGGCAUUAGAAUAAUACCGUUCUGAUUGGAUCGUACAUUAUAUCGAAAUCCAAAUUCAGAAACUUCCAAUCGAAAAUACAAAUACAUCAUCGUCUAAGUAACAUUGUCUGGUGUUAAUAAUAUAUAAUACUAGCUGACCUGACAACGUUUUGCUAUUACUAGGUAUUGCUGUUGCUAGAUUAUUAUGUAUUUUUAUCCUGCACAAGUCACUUUAUUAUAUUUUUUUAAAUAUAAAAAUAAGUGGAUAGUCCGACUUCGGCAGACUAAAAAUGUUCUCUUUUGACAUUUCAACCGCUAAUCAACAAACGUAAUUUAAAUCACAAUCGAGUUAAAUCAGAAUUUCAUGUCAAACAAUUAUUUGCAAAUACAUAUUUUUUUUUAUUUUUUUUUCUGUAAAAUAAUCAUUUCAUUCAUUGCUUUAUGACAUAUGACGUAUUUUGUUUUGUUGUCUGGCUCAGUGAUUGCACUCAAAUAUAAUGAAUAGCAGUUCUUUUGUUCAUUCGUGUUACUAAGGUAACCCAUAAAUCAACAAAAAUAUUGAUAAAUUUGUGUACUAAAAAUAUCUAAAACCGAAUUUUUAAGGAUAGUAUUUAAUAGGGAAUGGAUUUCAAUAGCUAUAAACCUUCUUCGGACAACGCGACACAUUUUGUAAAAAACCGCGUAGCAAUCUCUGCAAUAGUUUUUGAGUCUAUUAAUCGUAUACAGUCUGAUAGACGUUCAUUUCUAUAUAUAUAUAUAUAUACCUAUAUAAUUUAGUUAUAUUGACAUAUUGUUAAAAACAUUUUCUGAAGUUCAAUGUUUUGGAUCAAUAUUACAUCGACAUUGAGUGUCGAUGUAAUUUUUAAAAUUCAAGAUCAAUAUACUAAACUUGUUAAUUUCUACUGCGCGCAUAAUUCGACUUUGUUUUAGAACUUCGGUUCAGUGUACCUACUUAUAUGAAAUAAUAUCAUCACGCUAAUAAUUUUUAAUUCGUAUACUUGGUACUUGUAAAUAAUUUGUUUCUGUUCGUGCUUAUUAAAUUACAAACUAAUAAUCUUGACAUAAAAAUGUUAAUUUGCUAUACGUUAUUUGCAUUUACGAUACGAUUAUUGUUUUUAACAGCAUAUAGCAUCAGCUAGGUAUUGUCUAAAAUACGACGUAGACAAUGUUAACACUUAAAUACUCUUGCAAAUGUUAAUUAACAACUGUAACCAAGUGAAAUGGUCGUGAACGAUUUUUGUAUAUCGUAUUAUUGUGGUAACCCCGUUUUAGCUUAUAUCUUAUGGGAUGGUCUAUAUUAUUAUUUCUUUUAAUUUAAUCGAGCCACCCCCAGAAAUUUGUUCUAAACUAUACAAAAAUAAAUUGUGUUACGUAAUAAUUGGUCAACCCUAAAACGUACCUCAAGAAAAGUACAAUUAAAAGGGUGCUUUAUUUUUAAAGUUAAUGCCUAAAAUAUUUAUGAUAAUGCGUAAAAAUACAUAGACUAAUAUAUUUUUUAAAUUAAAUAUUUCUAUAAAUAUUGUUGCUUAUUAUUUUUCAUUACACAACCCAAUGGCACCGGAUCAGGGGGGCAGUUCACCCUCCGUUUAAAGUAUAAGGGACGAACAAAUCAUUUCACCCCCUAGCUCCCAUAACACAUAAAUAAAACUAUGAAUAGUUAAAAAAAAUAUUUAAAAUAAAUGUUCAUUGCAGUUAUUUAUUAUACACUUCAUAAAUAAAAAAAAUGAAUAUUACAAUUUCAAAUAAAUACUAUUUAGUAGGUAUUUCAUUAUUUUAUAACAUAAAUGAUACCAUGGGACUUUUUUCAUAUUAAUAAUUCUCUAUUUUUAUUUUCUAAAAUUGUUUUAUUUAAAAAAAAAAACAAAUAAGUAAUUUUCAAAAACGCCUAUAGGUACUCGUUAUACGAGCAUAUGCGCUUUUGCGAUUUUUCUCAUCAUUAUAAGAAAUUUUAAUUUCAUCAUGUUUAUAUGAUUUAACACAAUUUGUUUGUUUACAGUUUUGAAUAAAUUCUGGGGGUCCGAUCAAAAAUUUAAAAUAAAAUUCCUCGUCUUUACGAUAAAAAUGAUAAGCACCCUAUUGUACUUGCUACAUAUUUACUUAUGUCUUAACUUUUUUUUUUUUAUCCACAGCAUCGAGCAAUUCACCCACUUUCAUAAACAUUGCUCAAUCACAUAAAACGAACCAGAUAUCAGUCUUUGUUUCGGCCUCGUUGUUCAUUGUACUUCUCCGGUAGCAAAUGACCGUUUACAGUUGCUGAUCAACGGCACGCCACGUGAAAGCGCUACUUAAAUAAUAAUGAUAUGAUAUACUUAUUGAAUAAAAAAAAAA